AUGGAGAAAACAGUUGCAGAGCCGGUCUUCGCUGAUAUGAAGGACAACGACAGCGAGCGAGUUGAGGAGCACGGAGACAUACUUACAGGCGAACUCAGGCUCAACCAUGGAGGUCGAGGUGCUACUCACCGAGGCCUACGCAACUACCAGGUCAACAUGAUUGGCUUCUGCGGUGGUAUAGGCGUCGGUCUCUUUGUCGGCACUGGAGCAGCUUAUGCGAAAGCCGGGCCGGCAGGUCUCUUCCUCGCAUACGCUAUCGUUGGUUCGGUACUGUGGUGCACAAUUCAGAGUAUUGCAGAAAUCGCAGCACUGUUCCCGGUGGCUGGAAGCUUUCCUCAUUGGGCUACAAGAUUCAUCGACCCAGCCGUUGGUUUCUCUCUUGCACUGUCCUACGGCUAUUGUCGAAUGAUUUCAAUUGCCUCCGAGGUCUCAGCAGCGGCUAUUGUUGUCUCGUACUGGACCGACAUCACCCCUGCCGUGGUCAUCUCUGUCGGACUGGCUCUAAUUCUUGCAGUCAAUCUGAUGCCCGUCCGCUGGUACGGUGAGACCGAAGUCUUCGGUGGUGCCGUCAAGGUCACUUGUUUUAUUGGACUCAUCUUCACCGCGAUCGUUAUUACUGCCGGCGGCACCGGGAAACCUGCAAUUGGAUUUCGAUACUGGAAUAACCCUGGCCCAUGGACCGACUAUGCUGGUAUUACUGGACCUACUGGUCACUUCCUCGGCUUCUUGUCUGCCUUUGUUAAUGCAGCAUUCAGCUUCAUCGGUGUCGAAACCUUCAUCGUCGCCUCCGCUGAGUCUGUCAACCCUCACAGAGCCAUCCCGAGAUCUGCUCGCAACGUCAGCAUCCGCAUUGCCUUCUUCUAUAUUACUGGGGCUUUCCUAAUCGGUCUCAUUGUCGACCCAAGGAACCCCGCUCUUAUCUCGGGCAGUGGCAAUGCCAACAGUUCUCCAUGGGUCAUCGCCAUCAAAGAGGCUGGCAUUACUGCUUUGCCGUCCAUCGUCAAUGCCUGUAUUCUGAUCUCUGCUUGGUCUGCUGGCAACUCAUAUUGUUGGGUCGGGAGUCGAAUGCUCGUGGCUAUGACUACCGAUCGACAGCUUCCUCAGAUUUUCGGCCGAGUGAACGCUAGGGGAGUGCCCUAUUUAGCUGUGGUUGUUGCAUGGCUAUUUGGACCUCUUGCUUAUCUCAGUCUUGGUAGUGGUGGCGCAUCUGUGGCGUUUGGAUGGUUCCAGAACCUUUCCACUCUUGCUGGUCUCAUUACCUGGGCAGUGAUGUGUUUCACCUACAUCCGCUUUUACGCCGCGGUCAAGGCUCAAGGCCUUGAUAGGUCAACCUUCCCAAUGAAGUCCAUGUUCCAGCCCUUCCUCGCAUGGUGGGGAUUCAUCGGUGCUUCGGUUAUUGCACUCAUCACCGGAUUCCCAGUAUUCCUGAAAGGCCAUUGGAAUACCUCAGACUUCAUUGCAUCGUACAUUGGCAUUCCGAUAUUCUUCGUGCCUCUGUUUGCCUGGAAGUUCAGCAACAAAACAAAGGUCGGUACCGUUGAAACACCUUAUGUGGCAUGCGCUGAUAAAGUAUAG
Messenger RNA from Fonsecaea multimorphosa CBS 102226, 1575 nucleotides. RefSeq lists its product as uncharacterized. Gene Ontology annotation, cellular component: membrane. Gene Ontology annotation, molecular function: amino acid transmembrane transporter activity. The record is from RefSeq and is a predicted model, not a curated record. Lineage: Eukaryota; Fungi; Ascomycota; Eurotiomycetes; Chaetothyriales; Herpotrichiellaceae. Bases 1 to 1575 code for a protein of 524 amino acids. The transcript has 2 exons. Gene Ontology annotation, biological process: amino acid transmembrane transport.